AGGUCGGACAGUAGUUUCUUCUUUAUCAAGUUGGCACUUUCUUAGACGCGCCUUCGUUUCGCUCCCUAGUUAGCUCUCUCUAUUGGUUUUGAGCUAGAAACUUUUUCUGCACUCUCACAUUGAGGAAAAUGAAGAAACCCUUUAACUCAAUUGCAACUCCAAGCAAAACCCACUUCCAAGAAAGUGAAGAAGAAAGAGAAGAAGAGAUGGAUUCUUCAUCCGAAGAAGAGAACUCUGAUGACUCCAUUGAUUCUGAUGAAGAGGAAGAGAUAGAGCGUGAGUUAGCAGAAGUUACAUUCGAAGAGCUACAAAAGGCACGAGCCGAUGGUACAGAUUCAGUUUCUCGUAAACCCCGUUCAGAUGCCAAGUACCGUCGCGCUAACAGGAAUAGGCCAAUGGAGCUUAGUAGCAAGAAACCAGUGAAAUCUUUUAGACAGGUUAUUCAAGCUCCUAAAAAGGUGGCACGAGACCCCCGUUUCGAAUCUCUAUGUGGUACACUUGAUGUUGAUGGAUUCAGAAAAAGAUAUAAUUUUCUGUUUCAGAACAACCUACCAGCUGAAAGAGAAGAGGUGCAGAAACGACUCAAAAAAACCAAAGACCCAAAAGUCAUUAGUGAACUGAAGAACCAUAUUUCUUGGAUUGAUAAGCAAUUAAAGUUCGAAUCAGCAAAGAAUACCGACGCAGAGAUUCUGGCUGCACACAAGAAGAAAGAAAAAGAAGCAGCAAAGCAUGGGAAACACCCUUUCUAUCUUAAGAAAUCUGAAAUUCGGAAGCAAAGGCUUGUUGAGAAGUAUAAAAAGCUCAAGGCAUCCGGCAAACUCGAAUCCUUCAUCGAGAAAAAGAGAAGGAAGAAUGCUGCUAAGGAUCAUAGGUUCAUGCCCUAUCGUAGACCCAACAACAGUGAGCAACAAAGCUAAAUGAUUCUACGGGUGGAUAAGAUUUGCCCUCUAUAGGUGGUGAUGAGAUGAGAUUAGGGUUUUGAUUGGUAUAAUAAAACAUCCUCCUUGAGGCACUGUGCUAACAUUCAAUGAGUGAAAGAAAAUGAUGAUUUCGUUCUCACUGUUUUGAGAUUUUGCUUUAUAAUUCAGCUAUUUAUAAAUGGGCGGAUUUGGUUUGACGU
Molecule: messenger RNA, 1120 nt
Organism: Hibiscus syriacus
Lineage: Eukaryota; Viridiplantae; Streptophyta; Magnoliopsida; Malvales; Malvaceae
Product: ribosomal RNA processing protein 36 homolog
Exons: 9
Coding region: 129-917 (262 amino acids)
Biological process (GO): maturation of SSU-rRNA from tricistronic rRNA transcript (SSU-rRNA, 5.8S rRNA, LSU-rRNA)
Cellular component (GO): 90S preribosome; nucleolus
Source: RefSeq, a predicted model, not a curated record